CGAUUCAACUGUCGAUCGAGCUAUGAUUUCGAGCACAUAUUGUAUUUAUUACUAACACUCUACGUUAAGGUUCCGCAUUGAGUUUUCUUUGAGUUAAAUUGUUGAUAAAGAUGAGUUUCGAGAUUCCGAAAUGCGUGUCGGAACUUUCAAUUGAGGAGCCAGAUGCCCCCACCGAGAAAGUGGUCCGUAUCAAAAGCGUCAAAAAAAAGAAAUUGAAGAAGAAUGUUACCAAGAAGCCAAUGACUCCAUUGGAAGCAAUGCAGCAUGUGAUGUGGCGUGAGCAUCGUGCACGUAUUCUGAAUAUCUGUAGCGAUCUAGAUCGGUCGCCGCCCGCUAUUCAAGCGGUGCGACAGACACGCGUAAAUACGUUGCGCGACGAGGCACAGAACUUUAUGACACGAACAAGGGAUAACAUUCAUUUGCUGCUUGGUCUGUCGCAGACCAUACGCACCCACGGCGCCAUCAAUCCAUUUCGCUACGAUGCUCCUUAUGUGAUGUCUGCGGUGCCGAGCAUCAUUGCCAACUUGGAGCGACUGGAACAGGAUAAUUAUGACUUAGGCAAGCACCUAUUGACUGUGCACAGCAUGACCGACUCGGGCAUUAGACCUGAUGGGCAGGGCAACAAGCGGAAGUUCCAGCCCUUUGUCAUGCCCGACGAUGCCUUAGCCAAGUACAAGUCGUUCAACCUCAAGCUACCCACGACGAACAAGGAGCGCUGGCAGCUCUUUCGUCCGCGCAUCUACUUCGACAUUUACCUGAAGGACGCACGCCCACUCGGACGCUUCGUCGUUCAGCUAUAUACAGAGGCAGCGCCAGUGGUUGUGCUGCAGCUGGUGCGUGCUUGCAUGUGCAAUAUGCACAACAAGUUCCAGAUCAAACGCCUGUUUCCCCAGCUCUGGCUGGAUGUCGAGCUGCCCACGGACAACAAUCCCGCGUUGAAUAGGGCCUUGGAGUACGACGGCAAGGUCAUCGAUCAUGGCGCAAACAGCUAUGUGCUCUCCUUUAGUAAAGACCAUCUGCAGGGCUUUGGCAGCAGCAUCCCCUUCUCCAUCUCGUUCAAGCCGCUGCAGGUGGUGAACGGCACACGCGUCGGCUUCGGUCGUGUGGUCAAGGGCAUCAAGAUCUUUGAUUGCCUGCAGAACUAUGGCACCAAGAAUGGCACUCUGAGCCGUGGCAUUCUCAUCACCGAUUGCGGCGUGUUUUAAUGACUUGAUACCUAUAUCGGUUCAGUUGCGCCAAAUUUAAUGUAGUCCAGUAGUGUAUCAGUUUAUAAAUUGAAACGGGGUAAACCUAGGGGUAUUUAUCAAAUGUCAAAUUAUUAUAGCUUCAAUUUGGGAUGUUCGAUGUCAGUACAUUUUUAUAAGCUAAUCAUAUAGGGUCGUAGGGAUAAAUUAAAAGAUAUAACAAAUUUA
Messenger RNA from Drosophila hydei, 1412 nucleotides. RefSeq lists its product as uncharacterized. Lineage: Eukaryota; Metazoa; Arthropoda; Insecta; Diptera; Drosophilidae. Gene Ontology annotation, molecular function: peptidyl-prolyl cis-trans isomerase activity. The coding region runs from base 111 to 1205 and encodes 364 amino acids. The transcript has a single exon. Gene Ontology annotation, biological process: protein peptidyl-prolyl isomerization. The record is from RefSeq and is a predicted model, not a curated record.